Messenger RNA from Plasmodium inui San Antonio 1, 234 nucleotides. RefSeq lists its product as hypothetical. NCBI's taxonomy places the organism in Eukaryota, Apicomplexa, Aconoidasida, Haemosporida, Plasmodiidae. The record is from RefSeq and is a predicted model, not a curated record. The transcript has a single exon. The coding region runs from base 1 to 234 and encodes 77 amino acids.
AUGAUAGAUGAAAUUCCGGGAAAAGACAUUGAUGUGUUAUUAGAUAGUGAUCAUCUUGAUGAUCACUUCGGUUUAUUGAAAUAUCAUGAUGAAUUUGAUAUACAAAAUGAAACAGAUUGCACAUGGUUGCAAAACUCUUUAAAAAAUACAUUUCUAGCGGAUCCAAGCAGGGCAAUAAUAAUAAUUGUCCAUUUCAUGAUUCAUAUGCUUAUGAUAACGUGGAAAAAUUUUUAG